AUGGUGCACUUAAAAUUGAAAAUGGUUCUAUCCGUGUUUGGAGUAUGGGACUAUAUCAUCAUGGUUGCGACAAUGUUGGUAUCUGUUAUGAUCGGCCUGUACUUCCGGUUCAGCGGUGGGAAACAAAAGACUAACGAUGAGUACCUUCUGGCGGACCGCAACAUGUCGAUAUUGCCAGUAGCCGUAUCCUUAGUCGCGUCGUUCAUGUCAGCGAUAACACUAAUGGGAGUAUCUUCAGAGAACUACUAUUACGGCAUGAUAUUCUUCAUUGUAAAUGGAGCGUAUGGACUGGCGACCCCCAUUGCGUCACAUCUCUACCUGCCCGUAUUUUUUGGCCUGCAGAAGACAAGUACAUACGAGUACUUGGAAUUACGUUUCGGCCCGAAUAUACGAAUGCUGGCGUCUCUUACUUACACCCUGCAAAUGAUUCUUUACAAUGGCAUCGUUUUAUAUGCCCCAGCGAUUGCUUUAGAAGCUGUUACGGGCUUGGACAGAUUGAUUUCGAUUCUAGUAGUCGGUUUAGCUUGCACCUUCUACUCCGCGUUGGGAGGAAUGAAAGCUGUACUAUUCACGGACUUGCUGCAGAUGUUUUUGAUGUUUGCCGCUGUAUUGAGCAUCCCGAUAUUUGCAGCUAUACAACUUGGGGGAUUAAAUAAUAUAUUUUCUAUAGCUAACGAACGCGGGAGAUUGGAUUUCUCUAACUUUAGUAUCGACCCAACAGAAAGACAUACCAUAUGGUCACUAUGUAUUGGAGGUCUAUUCACAUAUCUAUCGCUGUACGCAGUUAAUCAUACGCAAGUACAGCGACUUAUGACUGUGAGCACUUUAUCGCGGUCUCAAGCAUGUCUUUGGUGGAGUUGGCCCGUGACUGUUCUGCUUAGUUUUGUCACUUGUUUAAGUGGAUUGGCUAUGUACGCCGUUUACAAGGACUGCGACCCGUUCAGCAGUCAUAAAAUUUCUGCGAUAGAUCAGCUGAUGCCUUACUACGUGGUGGAUGCAAUGCGCUCAGUACCAGGCCUCGCUGGCUUGUUCGUGGCUGGUAUCUUCAGUGCUUCUCUAUCUACUAUAUCUGCCUCCUGCAAUGCUCUUGCAGCUGUCACACUUAGCGAUUAUGUUAGCAGGUGGUUCAAAAUCCGUGAGAGCUAUUUGUCGUGGUUAACGAAAUUGGCAGCGUUUGGGUAUGGGCUGCUGUUUCUAGUUUUGGCUUUCCUAGCACAGUAUUUGGGUGGCGUACUUCAAGCAGCUCUGACGAUAUUCGGAGCCGUUGGUGGACCACUCUUGGGUGUUUUUACUUUGGGAAUGUUUACCACAUAUGCUACUGAAAUGGGUGCAUCUUUAUCUUUAAUAAGCGGCUUAGCUAUGACGCUAUGGAUAAGCUUCGGCGGUCCGCGGCCCGCACCAAUCAAACUACCCCUCAGCAUCGAUGGUUGCUCCAAUAUGACUAUUCCAAUGGCUUUAACCUCUAAUCCAAGUGAAUAUUUUUAUUUGUACAGAAUAUCCUAUAUGUGGACAAGUCCGAUUGGAUUCUUUUGGGUAUUUAUAGUGGGUUCUAUAAUAUCCUUAGUGUGGCGUCAGAAACAAGCUUGGGAGAAAGCUGGACGCUUAUAUCCUGACCCUAAGCUAUUCAGCCCACCACUCGCGAGAUGGCUCAGAAAUAAGUAUCAAAUAAAAGAAAGCGCACAGAUGGGUCCAAGCCUUGCAUUAAAUUAA
This is a messenger RNA of Leptosia nina, 1710 nucleotides long. NCBI's taxonomy places the organism in Eukaryota, Metazoa, Arthropoda, Insecta, Lepidoptera, Pieridae. The record is from the annotation of a GenBank genome assembly.